AUGUUAAUAAAUAACCAACUUGCAGCCGGCGAAUAUCGUCAUAAUUAUAUUCGUUUAGCAUUUAUAUUGGGUACACUACUUUUAUUCAUUGGUUAUAUUGCUGUCUGUCAAUUAUUUGAACGUGGCAAUCAUCCUGCUUCUAUUAACGGAACAAUACGUCCUGAAAAUUUACGUCUUAAUGAAAUUACUCCAUCGGAUUGGGUUUAUCGAAGUUUAAAUGCACUUAAUUAUCUUUGGCAGUUCUCUUGGUUACUCUAUUCAUUAACAUUUAUUUAUCGCCGAUCAUCAACUGGCUAUUUAUAUCUAUCACCAAAUACAUUAACACCAACAUUUUAUGUUAUUUAUAAUCUGUCUUUUCUUAUUCCAGCAUUUUGGUUAAUAUUCCUUCAAGAAACUUAUUUAAUCUGGACUUGGGUUAUAUAUUUAAUAUCAUUCGUAUUAUUAUCAAUGGCUUUGUUUAUUAUUAAUAAUAAUGUAGCAAUUAAUAGAAAACUAUAUGAAACUGAAGGAUUUAAUCGAGAUAUUUGGUGUCUACGAUUUUUUGCACAAAAUGGUGUAGCUUUUUUUGCUGCUUGGACAGCUAUUCGAUUUAUUCUUGCUUUUGAUACAUUUCUUCAAGUUUUUCUUGGUUUAUCAUUGGCAACUUCUGGUACAGUUGUAUUAGUUUUAGCAGCAAUAUUCGCUAUUACAUUCUUUUUCAUACCAAAUUUCAAUGCAGCUCUCGUAGAACAGUGUGCUUAUCAAUUUGCACCAUGGAUUGUCUUUAUCUUUUAUUUCUGGGGUGUUGUUGAAAGAAAUUGGGUUCCAAAACAGGCUACAAGAAAUAAUAUUAUUGCUGCAAUUGAACUUGCAGCAUGUGUAGUUUCGGGUAUUGGUGCAUUGGCUUUAUUUGCUAUACGUUAUCGUACAUCAAAAAUUGAUCCAUUAGUUUAA
Molecule: messenger RNA, 933 nt
Organism: Adineta steineri
Lineage: Eukaryota; Metazoa; Rotifera; Eurotatoria; Adinetida; Adinetidae
Source: the annotation of a GenBank genome assembly